Messenger RNA from Uranotaenia lowii, 1844 nucleotides. Its product is annotated as facilitated trehalose transporter Tret1-like. The transcript is spliced from 3 exons. Lineage: Eukaryota; Metazoa; Arthropoda; Insecta; Diptera; Culicidae. Gene Ontology annotation, molecular function: sugar transmembrane transporter activity. The record is from RefSeq and is a predicted model, not a curated record. Gene Ontology annotation, cellular component: membrane. Gene Ontology annotation, biological process: carbohydrate transport; transmembrane transport. Bases 140 to 1597 code for a protein of 485 amino acids.
GGGAUAUGAUUCUAGGAGCAUCCAUCAACCAUUACUGGUCCUAAGACGAGAUCGAGUCGAUAAGUCUAUAAACUGUCGAAAAAGUGGAAACCGUUAUUCAGUUGAAAGAUUCUGAAUUUACGUAUUAAAAAAAAAAACGAUGAGUAGCUCCGGGAUGAGUGAGGACGCCGGUGAACCCGCUCGGAAGCUACCUCAGUUUGUGGCCGGACUGGCAGCCUCCGGAGGUGCCCUGGCCGCUGGAACCUUCCUCGGUUGGACUUCUCCGGUUGAAAUUCCACUGGUUCAACAGCAAGAGUAUGGAUUCGCUAUUACCGCGGAAGAAUUUUCAUGGGUAGGAUCGAUGGCCAAUCUGGGUGCGGCGGCCAUUUGUUUCCCGAUCGGUAUACUGAUGAAGAUCAUAGGUCGUAAAUGGGCCAUGCUAGCGAUGGCACUUCCUCUGAUCCUCGGUUGGUUGUUGAUCAUAUUUGCAACCAAUGUGGCCAUGAUGAUGGUCGGAAGAUUCUUCCUUGGUGUUGGUGGCGGAGCGUUCUGUGUUGCUGCUCCCACCUAUACGGCUGAGAUUGCUCAAGCUUCGAUUCGAGGCACCAUGGGAUCGUUCUUCCAGCUCUUGGUGACCACUGGUAUUCUGUUUGUCUAUGCCGUGGGUGCUGGUGUCAGCGUUACGGUGCUUAGCAUAAUUUGCGGCGUUAUUCCGGUGGCCUUUGCUGCGAUAUUCUUUUUCAUGCCAGAGAGUCCACAGUACUACGUGGAAAAGGAACGCUACGAUGACGCGUCGAAGUCGCUCAAGUGGCUCCGUGGAAGCCAGUACGAUGAACGCGCUGAAAUCGAAGAGCUAAAGGAAAACCAAGCACAACUGCUAGCCGACAAGGUCAGUUUCCUCGAUAGCAUCAAGAAAAAAACCACGAUCAAGGCCAUAAUCAUCUCCCUCGGGUUGAUGUUCAUCCAGCAAAUGUCCGGUAUCAACGCCGUCAUUUUCUACACCGUUUCGGUGUUCGACGACGCCAACACUGGAAUGGACGCCACCGAUGCCACAAUCAUUGUCGGAGUCAUCUUGGUCGUUGCAACACUGCUGUCCACGUUCAUCGUCGAUAAAGCAGGCCGUCGAAUUCUGCUCCUGAUUUCCGCAGGAAUGAUGGCCGUUUCCACAGCCCUACUUGCAGUGUUCUUCCAACUCAAGGAAGACGAUCCAUCCCAGGUGACCAAUCUCGGAUGGCUACCGGUGAUGUCCGUAUGUCUGUACAUCGCAGUCUUCUCCAUCGGUUUCGGACCUAUUCCGUGGAUGAUGACCGGUGAGCUAUUCGCCAACAACGUCAAAGCCUACGUUAGUCCCCUGGCGGGAGCCUUCAACUGGAUGCUGGCUUUCUUGAUUACCAAAAUCUUCGGCAAUCUUCGGGAUGCCCUCGGGGCUGCCGGUGUAUUUUGGCUGUUUACUGGACUUUCGGCCCUCGGUACCGUCUUUGUGUUCUUCAUGGUUCCGGAAACGAAAGGCAUCUCGCUCACCGAAAUUCAGCUUAUUCUAUCGGGGGAGAAAGUUGAGAAGAGCAAAGCUCAGCAAACGAAAGACGCCGUCGACGCUAACAGCAAUGUUCAAGUUUAGUUCCCGUAGAGCAGACAGGGUACUGCCCAUAGCUCAAAGUUAGUAACUAAGUUAUUUCAUUUAAACAGACUACGGUUCCGGAUAGGGCCUUCAUCCGCCCAAGGACGGGUGCUACCUCGAUGCCAAUGUAUGCGUCGAAUCGCAAUGAACCGUGUGAUUUUCCUACUGACUUUCUUAAGACAUCUGCUGCAUUACCUGCGUCGUUUUUACUUAAGUCAUCACUAGUACUUAAAGGUAUGGAUAUUUA